This is a messenger RNA of Phodopus roborovskii (desert hamster), 994 nucleotides long. Its product is annotated as glutamate decarboxylase 2-like. Bases 60 to 890 code for a protein of 276 amino acids. Gene Ontology annotation, molecular function: glutamate decarboxylase activity; pyridoxal phosphate binding. The transcript is spliced from 8 exons. The record is from RefSeq and is a predicted model, not a curated record. Gene Ontology annotation, cellular component: cytoplasm. Lineage: Eukaryota; Metazoa; Chordata; Mammalia; Rodentia; Cricetidae. Gene Ontology annotation, biological process: GABA shunt.
AGCAAAGAAAACUAUUCCAGACAAACCCACAUAUAUUCCUUUUUCCUUACAGAGGGAAAAUGAUCCCAUCUGAUCUCGAAAGAAGAAUCCUUGAAGUCAAACAGAAGGGAUUUGUUCCUUUCCUUGUGAGUGCCACAGCUGGAACCACUGUGUAUGGGGCUUUUGAUCCCCUCUUGGCUGUUGCUGACAUUUGCAAGAAGUAUAAGAUUUGGAUGCAUGUGGAUGCAGCUUGGGGUGGAGGGUUGCUGAUGUCCCGGAAACACAAAUGGAAGUUGAGCGGGGUGGAGAGGGCCAACUCUGUGACAUGGAAUCCACACAAGAUGAUGGGUGUCCCUUUGCAGUGCUCAGCUCUCUUGGUUAGAGAGGAGGGACUGAUGCAGAGCUGCAACCAGAUGCAUGCUUCCUACCUCUUUCAGCAAGAUAAGCACUAUGACCUGUCCUAUGACACUGGAGACAAGGCCUUGCAGUGUGGACGCCAUGUUGAUGUCUUUAAACUAUGGCUCAUGUGGAGAGCAAAGGGGACUACUGGCUUUGAAGCACAUAUUGAUAAGUGUUUGGAGCUGGCAGAGUAUUUAUACAAUAUCAUCAAAAACCGAGAAGGCUAUGAAAUGGUGUUUGAUGGGAAGCCUCAGCACACAAAUGUGUGCUUCUGGUUUGUACCUCCCAGUUUGCGAGUUCUGGAAGACAAUGAAGAGAGAAUGAGCCGCCUCUCAAAGGUGGCACCAGUGAUUAAAGCCAGAAUGAUGGAGUAUGGGACCACGAUGGUCAGCUACCAACCCCUGGGAGACAAGGUCAACUUCUUCCGCAUGGUCAUCUCAAACCCUGCAGCAACUCACCAAGACAUCGACUUCCUCAUUGAAGAAAUCGAACGCCUGGGACAGGAUUUGUAAUCACCUUGCACAUCAAAGUGUUUAAAUUCUCUAGGUAGACAGUUAAGUUGUCACAACUGUGUAAAUGUAUUUGUAGUUUGUUCCAAAGUAAAACUAUUUCUAUA